This is a messenger RNA of Phialemonium atrogriseum, 1271 nucleotides long. RefSeq names its product N-terminal nucleophile aminohydrolase. Bases 134 to 1015 code for a protein of 293 amino acids. The transcript has 3 exons. NCBI's taxonomy places the organism in Eukaryota, Fungi, Ascomycota, Sordariomycetes, Cephalothecales, Cephalothecaceae. Gene Ontology annotation, cellular component: proteasome core complex; nucleus; proteasome core complex, alpha-subunit complex. The record is from RefSeq and is a predicted model, not a curated record. Gene Ontology annotation, biological process: proteasomal protein catabolic process; ubiquitin-dependent protein catabolic process.
CUCCCCGUUGCCUGAACUUCUGAAGCUCACUUUACUUCCUCCCACGCCAUCAAACCCCGUCGAGCUCUCCAACCACAAGUUCCGUGCCUUCUCAGAUCCUCUUCAAUUUCCCCCACAAUCACUGCAUAAUACGAUGACGUCGAUAGGAACAGGCUACGAUCUUGCCAACUCCAUCUUCUCGCCCGACGGCCGCAAUUUCCAGGUAGAAUACGCAGUCAAGGCAGUGGAGAAUGGGGGCACCUCUGUCGGCAUCCGGUGUAAGAACGGCGUCGUUCUCGCCGUCGAGAAGAUCAUCGCAUCAAAACUGCUGAAGGCCGGAGCGAACAAGCGGAUUGCCACGGUAGACAGGCAUCUCGGUGUUGUGUACUCCGGCAUGGUUCCCGAUGGCCGACACUUUGUCGACCGCGCCCGCGACGAGGCGCGGUCGUGGCGCGAUAACUUCAAGACCCCGAUCGGUACGGCCGACCUCGCGAGUAGGAUGGGCGGCUACAUGCAGGCCUACACGCUGUACCAGUCUGUGCGACCGUUCGGCAUCACGGCCAUCGUCGGGGGCUUCGACAGCGAGCUGGAGACGCCGGUGGACGGGGAGGUCGGGCGGGGCCCGUCGGUCGGCGCGGGCGGCAAGUUGGAGGGCCAGAAGCACGGCGGGCCGUUCCUGUAUAUGAUCGAGCCGUCGGGCCUGUACUGGGGCUACUACGGCGCCGCGACGGGCAAGGGCCGCCAGGCGGCUAAGGCGGAGCUGGAGAAGCUGGACCUCGCCGCCGGCGAGCUGUCGCUGGAGCAGGCCGUCAAGGAGGCGGCGCGCAUCAUCUACGUCGCCCACGACGACAACAAGGACAAGGAGUUCGAGCUCGAGAUGAGCUGGGUCAGCGACGCCGCCGGCCCGACCAAGGGCCGGCACGAGGAGGUGCCCAGGGCCCUGAGGGAGGAGGCCGAGAGGCUGGCGAAGAAGGCGCUCGAGGGAGACGAUGACGAUGACGAGGGGAAGAAGGACGAUGACAAGAUGGAGGAUUGAGGCGGAGAUACUCAGUGAAUGGAAGAAAGGGCCGAAAAGCGGGCGACGAGUGUACUUGUAUCAUCAUGGCGGCCACGGAUGGGUUUUACGAAGGGAAGAUCCAUAGAAAGUAAUUGCCAUUUGGACCGCGGACGGAUUGCCAGGUCCUUUCUAUGCAGAGAUUCGCGAGGUACCGUGCUUGCUGCUAACCUAUCUACUUCAUUGCAUGUCUCGCUCCGGUUUAGAAAGAGUAUGGAAGUAUUCUAUGGAAUUGCAC